AUGAAGUCAGUUUUAGCUAUUUCACUUCUGCUUGCAAGUCUAACUAGUGCCUAUAUUCUACCAAGAUAGAAUGCUCCAGUAUUCAAUAAAGUGAAUGCAGUAGUUGAUGCUAAAUUCUAGAAGGUAUCUCUAGGUGAUUACGCUGGAAAAUACUUGGUUUUAUUGUUCUAUCCAUUUGAUUUUACCUAUGUUUGCCCUACAGAAUUGAUCUCAUUUUCUGAAAAUAUCUAGAAAUUCAAGGAACUAGGAGCAGAGGUCCUAGGUAUCUCAACUGAUUCACACUUCACUCAUUUAGCAUGGAUCAAGACUCCAAGAACUGAGGGAGGUCUUGGCCACAUCGAGUACCCAUUGAUUGCAGAUAUCUCUAAGGAGAUUUCAAGAUCAUAUGGUGUUUUAGUUGAAGAUCACAACGAUGACUUGUAUGGAGCUGCCCUUAGAGGUCUCUUUGUGAUUGAUGGAAACGGAAAAAUUAGAAGCAUGUAAAUUAAUGAUGCCCCCGUGGGUAGAAGCGUUGAUGAGACUCUCAGACUUAUCCAAGCUUUCUAACAUACUGAUAAAAAUGGAGAAGUAUGCCCAGCUAACUGGAAACCAGGCCAAAAAACCAUUAUCCCUGAUCAAGAAUAAAAGAAGAAGUAUUUCGGCGCUGAGUUUGCUGAUACCCUUUGA
Molecule: messenger RNA, 666 nt
Organism: Stylonychia lemnae
Lineage: Eukaryota; Ciliophora; Spirotrichea; Sporadotrichida; Oxytrichidae
Source: the annotation of a GenBank genome assembly